GCUUCAAAGCACUUCGAAGUGAAGUUUCGGAACACAUUGCCGUACACAAAGUUCUCAAAUCACAAGGCAGAAAACCUGUUGAAUUCCCGCGCGAUUUCUUAUGUGGGAGGUAUUUUACAAUGAAAGUUAUGGAAGUCUCCGUUGAAGAAAAGGAUUGCACUAACGAAAUAGUUACACCUCCCAGAAAAAAAAUGAAGCAAGCUCAACUGCCAUUUCAAAUGGUCAGUUCAUUGGGGUCGCCCAAUACAAUUGGAAACAAGAAGAGGAAGCUAGAAUCACCAUCACCGGUGGAAAGCAAAAGUCCUAGGACUGGGAAGAUAGUUAAGAAACAAAAUGCGUCCAAAAGGGCCAAGAGUAGUGAAGUUGAAAUUAUUGAAGUGGAUGUUUCGGAUGUGGAAAAUGUUUGUGAUCAAGACAAUGUUAAGGCGUUAGUGGAAUUUAGAGAAGAAGGUGCAGCCAAGCAUGCUGAAAAAAAUCCGAUUGAUAGUGAAAGUGAUGUCAAGAAACGUAAGGAUUACGGUUCGUUAAACAGGUUUUUAAAAAAAGCACAGAGCAAAGAAUCAAAGGAUGAUCUCCAACUUUUAGCAAUGAGCGAUUAUGAAUGCGGCAGCAGCAAAGAUAGUGAUGCUUCAUUGAAAGUAAAAUUAGACUUACAAACAUCAAAGGAAGUUCUCGAGCAAAGCUCCAAGAAAAUCGUAGAGCAAAGUUCGGAAGAAACUGCGGAACAAAGUUCAGAAUCUAAAAAUUCUACAACUCAGAUCAAAGAGAAUAGUGCCGUCUCGACAAACAUUACAGAAUCUCAGUAUAAUAUCGAAUCACUUCAAAAUACUGAGCAGAACACCAGUACUGAGGAGAAGAAGCUCCUUCCUGAGGAGACGAAAAAUUCAGACACUGAUUCAACUUGUCAUCGAAAGGAUAGCGUACAUUCUGAUAGCAUUAAUGCUAAGAAUGACGAAUCGGAUUCUGAUACUGGUGGUUCAUCAUCGGACGAAGAUGUAGACGACGACCCAGAUAAGUCUAGUAAUGAGAAUACAGAAAAGGAUAAAACUUUAGAAGAAAAUGACGGAAGCAAAACACCUAGAAGUGAAAAGUCGGGUGUAUUCAAAAAUAGAAAAUUAACUCCAAAACAGAUUGAAAGACGACUUCAGAGUGCUAAGAAACGCGAAGAGAAGCAGCAGUUGAAAAUGGAAAAAAAGAAAAAGCGAGAAGAGCAGCGUGAGAAUCGUAGAAAACAGAAGGAGGAGAAGGAGAAACUUGAGAAAGAACAAAAGCGGAAAGAGAAAGAAAUGAAGGAGUUGAAAAAGCAAAUUGAAAAUGAGCAAAAACAGAAAGAGAAAGAGGCAAAGGAGGAGGAGCGUCGGAAGAAAGAGGAAGAGGCUGAGCGUAAAAAACAAAAGGCUGCAUCUAAUUUUGCAAACUUCUUUGUUCCGAAAAAGCAGGAAACAAAAGCUCUUGAAGAAGACGGUGUAGUUAAAGACCAAAACUUCAUGCCAUUUGAAGUCAAAGUAGAUAUGAAGGUAGCUCCGAUAACCAGGAGGAAUCUUAAUAAUGAAACAAAAUUAACUUUCGAUGGAUUGUUCAACAAAGGAGUCUUGAAAAACGAAUUAUAUCUCAAUCAGCUCAAACGAAAUCGCAAUGAUGUCGGUAGAUCCGGAAGAACUUGGCCAUGUGAGACCAAGGAUGAUGUUGUUAUCAUUGAUGAAGAAGAUAGUUCCUCUGAUGCGGUGGACCAAGGGGAUGCCGCAGUUGUAGAAAAGCAUCAUCCCAAGUUCUUUAUGUUCGCCGAGAAUCGUCGACCACCCUUUUGGGGAACGUGGAGGAAGAAAAGUACGCAUAUAAAGCCACGGAAACCGUUUGCUAAAGAUCCGAAAUGGUUCGACUACGACGUCGACUCCGACGAUGAAUGGGAAGAAGAGGAACCGGGCGAAUCCCUUCGAGGUUCGGACGAUGAGCGCGAGGAAGAAGGACCGGAAGAAAAUGAAUACGAUGUCGACAAUGAGUUCAUGGUACCCCACGGAUAUCUUUCGGAUGAAGAGGCCAAAGCGGAUGAAGAGGACGGUGAAGAUAUGUCGCCGGAGACCCAAAAAUUAAAAUUGAAGCUACUAGGCGAACAGUUUGAGGCUGAGAGAAAAACUAAAACGUCCAAGAUCAAGCCCAAGGUCAUAGGAUGUGUUUGGCAAGGAUCGAUUAACGCUUUUCCGGAAAACACUACCCCGCACGUGAUAGAAGCUCUUAUGUCUCGGCAGGCGUGGGUACGCGAAAUUCCAGUCACAUUGAGCGUGCUGCAUGCUUCGGAAAAUCUAGCUCCGAGUAUGGCAGAACGUCAGAGUCCAACGCCACAGUCGACUGGGCCGAAGAAGAAGAAAGUGCCGGAAGAGGCGAUACCAAACCUGAUACGUUUGGUGCACGGCAACACGAACGGGAGGAUAUUCUUGAUGAAAGAAUUCAUGGCGUUUUGGGAGAAGAACAAGACCGGGGAUAGGCAAAUAUCGAAACUGAGCUUUUCUCAAAAGUUGCGAGAAAUCGCCAGUUGGAUAGCGUGUCCUGAGGAGGGACCGAUGCACACGCGCUCUUGCUGGUACGUACGCGAAGAUAUUCGUAAGAAGUACGAUUGUCUUGACGUGACGUUACCGAAUCGGUGGAAGUACACUUUGCGGCCCGCCCGGCGAAGCGAGCUUCCCGACAUUGAAAAGACGGAGAAAGUCGACAAGGAGAAGGAGAAGAAGAGAAUACCACUGAUCACUCAAUUCACCAAGAAGAUCACCCAGGAGGAGAUGCAGAAGCAGCUAGGCAGCAAGUCGACCCCUUCUCAGAGCAAACCUCCGAAGAGAGCAGCUUUGAUAUCAUUGCCACGCAGUGAGCAGUUUCAAAAAUUGUCGAGAAACAAUUUGUUCUCAAAGUUCGCAACUUGCGGUGAUUCUUCGAAGAGCGUAGAAUGUCAAGAGGACAAAGCUGACGGUGAUCGGGAAGUUUCAAUUAUCGAAUCUACAGGAGAAAUUCAAAAUUUAGACCGGAACGAAACUAAAUGUCAAGAGGCCAAUGUUCAAGUCUCAGACGUUGUUCGGCAAGCUGUUUCGGAGACCGAGCAGACUUCCGCAGACUCCAAAAUUGCCGAGAACUCGGAAGCUGACCGACUAAAAAUGAAUACAAGCGAAGCCCUGAACUUGGAAAACAAGGACGCAGAGGUGAUUGAGGCGAAGAACAAAAGCCCCGUGCCAGAGUCGAUGGACAUCGCAGAAGACAACGUAGUUGUAUUAGAUUAGGCUUAUUCGGUAACGAACUUUGCUUACCCUGCCCAAAAUCUGACCCUCGCACCUCGGUGUUCAAUACUCCCAGUAUAUUACGAGUAACGAAUUCUAGUGCCUUUUUAUCGUCGGCCGUGACUCGCUCGCGGCCGUUUCAUUCGAUUGAUUUUAUUUUUACGCAUCUAUUAAGACUAAGUACACACCGCAUACAUAUGACAUAUCAAAGUAUUAUCGAAGUUAAGUUUAUACACGUAUUGAGAAAAUGAAGUAAUGAGAGAAACAUCGCAAAAUGAAAGAGUGCAAUUGAAAUUUGCCGUUGGUACGAAAACAGCUUUUCGUGUGAAAAUCGUGCAGUUCAGUAGCCGUUUUUACGUGGUUUCUGUUUUGCUGUAUACGAAACAAAAGCCGAUACUAAUUUGACAGAAUCCCUCUAGAAAAUACCUUCUAGAAAUGUUGAAUUAUAGAGAAAAUUUUUUCGUAGUCCUACUUAACAAUACUAUUCGAGUUUUUAUGCCGUGUGCAUUGAGUAAUGUAAUAAAAUCUGGGCUAAAAUUUGAAAGAUUACGAUUUCUAGCUUGGCAGCAUAUUUGAAUGAUCAUCGAUACCUGUCAUUUACAAUUCAUGAGUUCACUUUCGGUUGGUAAACGGAAAAUGGUAUUUGAAGCGGUGUGGGGAUGGAAAUAUGGAAGAGAAGGACGAUGAAUAAUCCUUGGUAUACGAUAUAUUAUACAAAUUUAUGUCAAAGUAAAUUUCAGAAUUUGAGAAACCAAUUUUGGCCAUGUUGUAAUGAAAAAUCAGCUCAGCGUGAGCAUAUUUUCGUUCCAUUUACGUUUCCGAUUCAUCGCAUGUAUCACUGGUUUAUAUUACUACUAUACUCGUUUACAUACACGUAAUAUUCCAUACGCAUUUUGUAUUUGUAAAUUUGUUUUUCACUAUUUUAUCUUUACGGAUUUUUUUGUCACAAUUGCAAGCCGUAAUGAAAAAGAUUAUUAGGAAAAUGUUGAAAAAAAAAACGAUACAAAUAAACUGUGCCUUA
Neodiprion virginianus is the source of this 4281-nucleotide messenger RNA. Its product is annotated as chromatin assembly factor 1 subunit A-like. The coding region runs from base 120 to 3263 and encodes 1047 amino acids. Lineage: Eukaryota; Metazoa; Arthropoda; Insecta; Hymenoptera; Diprionidae. Gene Ontology annotation, cellular component: CAF-1 complex; nucleus. Gene Ontology annotation, biological process: nucleosome assembly. The record is from RefSeq and is a predicted model, not a curated record. The transcript is spliced from 10 exons.